This is a messenger RNA of Pollicipes pollicipes, 3642 nucleotides long. RefSeq lists its product as uncharacterized. The transcript is spliced from 10 exons. NCBI's taxonomy places the organism in Eukaryota, Metazoa, Arthropoda, Thecostraca, Pollicipedomorpha, Pollicipedidae. Gene Ontology annotation, cellular component: plasma membrane. The record is from RefSeq and is a predicted model, not a curated record. Gene Ontology annotation, biological process: triglyceride biosynthetic process. Bases 70 to 2268 code for a protein of 732 amino acids.
GUUCAGCACGUGCCAAGGCUCACCGCCGCAGACAACGCUAACCUCAGAAAGACCCAACGCCGGGGGGCGAUGCCCUCGGCAUCGGAGGAGCGCCGGCCGGCCAGUCCAGCCGAGGCCAGUCCGCGGACAGCGCCACAUCUGUCAGCUGGGCCGCCCCUGACCUUUUCCGAACCGGCAGCCGAUCCCGCGCGGCCGCCGCGCUCAACAGACUCGGCGCAGUCGGCGGACUCGACGUACUCGACGCGUCUGGUGGACCCGGCGGACUCGGUGCUGUUCACGCGGCUGGGCGAGACGCGCCUACGGCGGCUGGUGCACCCACUGGACGAGGGCAUCCUCUGCAGCUUUGUGCGCUCGUUGCUGGUAGUGGUGUGCAGCCUGACGGUGGGCAUCUGCCUGACGCUGGCGGCGCUGCUGGCGUACCCGGCGGCGGCGGCCGGCCGGCGCCUCGGCGUCCUCUGCUCUGCCUCACUGCGCCGCCUCUCGCUCAAGCGCCGGCUCGAGAUGAUGGCCAACCUAGUGGGGCCGCACGACGUCCAGUGGCUGGAGGCGGACGGCGGCGCCGCGUCGGAGCCCAUCCACCACGCGCUGCUGCUGUUCGACGAGCAGUUCCGGCUGGAGGCGGCGCUGCAGCGGAUCGUGCCGUUCGCCGGCGGCCGCGCCUGGGUCGCCGAUGACGAGUUCGUGCUGGAAAACCACAUGUUCGCUGCGCCGGCGCCGGUAUCACUCGAGCGCUCGCCGUGGGAGGCCGUGGCCGUGCACGUGGCCGCCACGCGCGAGACGGCCGUGCUCGUGCGCGUGCACCACGUGAUCUCAGACGGCAUGGGCUUGCUGCGCGCGCUCUGCCACGUGCUGGCCGAUACGCCGCCGGGUGCCGUGCCGCCCAAGGCCAACUUCGGCAGCGUGACGUACGCGCUCAACUGCCUGCGUGCGCUGUUCGUGACGCCCGUGACGCUCGCGCAGUGGCUGGUCUGCGCGCGCAGUGACGUCAGAGUUGCACGCGAGCCGUGGAGGACCGACGUCUGCCUGGGCAGCCUGGACUGGGAGCACCUGAACCAGGUGAAGCACGUGACCAAGCAGUCGGUGCACGAGAUUCUGCUGUCGGUCGUAGCUGGCGCCGUGCGUCGUGAGUUGAAGCGCUCCGGCCUGCGUCUGCCGCCUAAUCUGACGGCCGUGAUCCCGGUGGACCUGCGGCGCCACGAGGAGCCUCGCUGGCGUCUGCGGCUGAACAACUGCUGCAGCCUGGCGCGCGUGGCGCUUCCGACGCGUACCGAGGGCGCCGUGCCGCGGCUCUGGGCGGCACGGCGGGUCAUGGACGACCUCAAGACGUCCGCCGACACGGCCGUCAGCCGUCUCCUGACGCACGCCUUCUACACCCUGCUGCCGGCCCGCUGGGCGCGCUGGCUGGCCGAGAGCUCGAUCGUGCUGCCAUCUAGCGUGCUGCUGGCGAACCUCGCCGGUCCGGAGGCACCGUUACAGGUGGGCGGCAGCACGGUGACGGCGCUGUUCCCGCUGGAGCCGCCGCCGCCGACCGCCGUGGUCUCGGUCAGCGUCGUGACGUAUAGUGACGUCAUGCACGUCAGCGUGGCGUGCCGGGGCCCGUCCGGUGACGCGCCGGCCCGCCGGCUCAUGCUGGAGCUGCGCAGGCAGCUGAAAACGCUAUACAACCUGGUGAAGAACCGCCGAGGCCACCGGGAGGUGAAGCGGCCCCUGGUCACCAGUGACGGCACGUCAGCGACCAGUCGGCCCACGGACGAGUUGCAGGAAAAGCUGAAUCUGGUACAAGACCAGCUGCACUCGCUGCGGACGGCCGGAUCUGCCGAUCAGCAAGACGGCGCCGAUGCCGACGAGUUCCACCAGCGCGUCGCCACGCUCAAGGAGGAGUUCCGCGACCUGCUGGCCGAGCUGCAGCGGCGCCGAUCCACGCCAGAUGGCAGCACGGUCGUGUAUGAGCUGGACAACUUGGAUGGGGAGCUUCGUCGUGCCAAGAAGAGACCAAGCUCCUCUAGAAAGAUGUCCACGUCUUUGUCAUCUUCACUUUCACGUCCACUCUCCACAGCUGAAUCAACAACAAUCAGGUCUUCCAGGUCCCUGACGUCUUGCCGAUCCGGCUCACCGCCGGCCGAGGCGCCGCGCCAGCUGGUGACUCGCGAGUCGGGCUCGUCGCAGCUGGUAACUGGCGAGUCGGGGUCGACGCAGCUUGUGACUAUCGAGUCGGGCUUCGGCCAGCCUCGGUUGGAGUUCAGUCCGCCGGUGGAGGCGCUCUCCUGACGGACGGCCUGGACGCCGUCCGAUGCGAAAGGCGUCCGGGAGGUGCAGAUCUGAUUACGUCACGUGACGGACGGCAGCGGGGCCCAGGCGACUGAGGUGGGGCCGGCUCGGCCAGCUGAUUGCGCGAUGCGGACUUUGGAAGUUGUGAUGGCUCGGCGCGGCGGACUUCGGGCAGGACGCUGGAGAUACAUAUUCUUAGUGCAAAGUUGGCCAUAUCUGACACCGAUGGCAGCCGUGUUAGUUGGUCGCUUGAAGCUGAGGCUCGCAGCUACCUUAACUGCAGCUGUUUCUGCAUUUGUCGCGGAAUGUCGAUUUUCGCAGUGAUGUUUAUCGGUGGGCUAACUUACUAUCACCUUAUUUUCUUCACACCCACGGGCCCGCGUUGGUUUGCGGUGUGGAACAGUUCAAUUGCACGGCCGUUUUCAAAGUUCGCUGUCUUGUUAGGGUUUAAGAUCAGAGUCGUUAUAGCAUAGUAAUCUUAUGAUUCUAGUGGAUUGUCUUGGAUUCGACGGACAUAGAGCAGGCUCUGUCGGCUGCGUUAGAUAUGCGUGGUGGGCUGUCCCGUCAGCAAUAUUACAUGCUCUAUAGAAAUGUCCACGUCAGUGUCAACUGCCACGAGUGCGACAACACCAACGUCAAGUGGCGUGAUAUGAGGACAGGCAUGUGCAAUAUGGCCAGUGAUCAUAUAUCUCCAAGUGGCGGUCAGCUUUACUCGCUGGUGUGAUGUUGGUUGAUGCCAGACUGAUGUAUCGUUUUGGGAGCAGUUCCAACGAUUUUCCACUGUGCCCGUUAAUAAGCUAAGACGCCUUAGGGCAAGCUGAAUAUUACGCUGAUCUGCCCUGUUCAGUAUCUGUGGGCACCGGGUAGAUGUCACGUUGUUUUGAUGAUGUUCCGGCUGUUUUUGCGUUCAAGACCGACAAAAUGUUCCUAGGUGGACGCAGGUAACUUGUAUGAUACGUUUUUUAUAAUAGCGUGCCAAUCAUCAGGGUAUGAUGUUACCUGUCUGUGGAAAAAAACUCAAGCUUCGUGGUGGAUAACGUCCACGUACAGCGCAUCAGCACCUCAUGGUGUGGUGGCUCGGCCGGGGCACCACUGGUGACGCCCCCUCCCCGUCCCCCUCCCACUGGGCCGUCCCACGCCUGUAGAACUGGCGGAGCGUUGCCGGUUACAUUCAGACGGGAGAGCUCGUUGUCACCGGGCAAGACCCCCUCCCCCUUUCCGGAUGGCGCACCUGCAUCUCGGACCACGCAGAUGGGGGAGUCCUGACUCACGUCCUGCUCUGCCGCAACGACUUCGGUUUGAUGCCGACUCGCACAUGGUAUCUUCCUACCGAAACUGCCUUACCACCAUCUGAGCAGGAAUAAUAAGGCAAAC